AUGGACGCGCCCGAGGGCGGCGCGACGAGCUCCGUGAGGUUGUUCGUCGACGCCCAGGUCACGUCGGACGCGGACCCGGCGGCGGCGCCGCUGCUCGUCAGCAUCUGCCCGGCGUGCUUGCCGCCGCUCGGCGGCGUCCCGCUCCCGCCGCUCCCCGGGGAGUCCGGGCGCGGGGGGAUGUUCAGCGCGGGGACGCCCUCGGUCAACGUCGGAAGGUCCGUCCCGGACGACAUCCCGCGCUUCUCUGUCUCUAUCUCUCCCUAA
This is a messenger RNA of Micromonas pusilla CCMP1545, 264 nucleotides long. RefSeq lists its product as uncharacterized. The coding region runs from base 1 to 264 and encodes 87 amino acids. NCBI's taxonomy places the organism in Eukaryota, Viridiplantae, Chlorophyta, Mamiellophyceae, Mamiellales, Mamiellaceae. The record is from RefSeq and is a predicted model, not a curated record. The transcript has a single exon.